GGGCGGGAGGAGGCGAGGCCACGUCUUUAGCCGCUGAGGCUUGUCAGCAGACAUGGCUGCCGCCGGGCGAAGAGUACGGGGAGCCGUGGCAGGACCGGCGUCGCCCUUAUCGAUCCGGAGGGCUUCCCUCUUUCUUUUGGUUGUGGUUUUGGACGCAGCUCUUCCAUCUUGGGGCCAGGAGGGAAACGGCACUGCCCCUGAGAAAGGGGCAACUCAGGAGGAAAUUGAUUCGCUACCUAGUACUAAUUCACCAUCCGUAAUUUCAGCAGUCACUCAGGUCAGUACAAAGAAUUCAGAAAAAGGUGACAUGCUCUCUGCAACUUUGGAAGUUGAUCCUUCUGUUGCACCUGACCUGUUAGUAACAGAAGAUAAAUCAGCCACAUCUCCAACACCAACGCCUGUGUCUCUUGAGUCCAAUACUAAUAUGGGGGAUGAUGCAGAUGAUGACGAUGACGGUGAUGAUAUUGAGGAUGGUUUAAUGACAGGUUCACUAUCAACAGCAAAAGAAACUGUAGACCCUGGUGAUUCUCAAGAAGAUGACAAUCAAAUUGAAGAGACAUUAGAUUUCCAAGAUGAAGAAGAGCAGUGGGCAAGCACACAGACCUAUGGAAAUAAACCAUUUGCUGAUGAGAUGAAGGACUCUAUCUCAGGAUUAGAAGACGAUAGCCAUUUCUUUUUUCAUCUGGUAGUUGUUGCCUUUUUGGUAGCUGUGGUUUACAUCACGUAUCAUAACAAAAGGAAGAUCAUUCUGCUAGUUCAGGGAAGAAGAUGGCGAGAUGGACUUUGCUCCAGAACAGUUGGAUAUCAUCGUUUAGAUCAAAAUGUUAAUGAGGCAAUGCCUUCAUUAAAAAUUACCAAUGAUUACGUUUUUUAAAAGCUGUGUGAUCUGAAUUUAUCAUCCUGUUUUUUGCUUUGUUUUUAUAUAUGUGCGGGUGUUGCCAUAAGCAACAAGGUGCACUCUUUUGCCUUUCAGUUCUUAGCCUUAUAUGAGGACAUGUAAGGUCAGUAUUUACUUCUGGUGUCAGAUGAACUUCAGAAUCAGUGUAUAAUGAUGCCAUUGUUAUUCACUUUCACUCCUAUUGUAUUACCUUCUGCCUGGAGCAGUUCAUUGUCCUUGUUCAGAAUAUAGCCAUAUAGUACUCCAGAUACACUAGUGAAUCCAGAGCCAGGUGAGUUACCACUAAGAGGAACUUUAUAGCGAUUGCCUUGAAUAAUGUACUUGUUUUUCCCCCUCAGUCCAGAUAAUACAAAGUGUUAAUCUGUGUAAAGCCAGGUCACUUUUAGCCAAAUUGCUUGUAUCAUUCUCUGUAGCCUUUGCAUAGAAAAAUAAUAUUUUGCAUCGUACUGGUUUGCAUAGUUCAGAGAUAUCAAUUUGAAUUUUUGGUAAUUCAGAGCCCAGUUUUCAGCAAUUCUGUUGUAGACAUUUUGCCUUCAAAAAUCUGGAGUUAAGAUAAUUUUUAGACUAGAAAUUGAGAUACAUGCAAAUAUAACUAAACACAUUUCCCGGUGUAUUUUAAGAAGGGUUUUGUUGCAUUACAAGUAUGGAACGCAUGUGGGCUUGAGAGAUAUUUACUUCAGGGACUGACCUGAGUGAGGUUACUGAAUAUAUAGAAAUGGCAAGGGCUAACGUUGCCCAUUUUCAGCAAAUAGUGGUCUCUCUUCCAAGAUAAAUCCCUUCCAUAUUGGUUAUUCAGCUAAUUCUUGGUACGUUGAGUUUUUAAAGUUUUGUGUAAUUUAUAUUCAUUUCUACAAGUUGUAAAGUAUACAGUUUCAUAAAGUUACAUUUAUGUACAUCCUGUUUAUGACUGAUUCUCUUUAGGACUGGAACGCAUGUAAAUACUUAAAUGACUUCAUAUGCAAGUAUAGUGUACUGUUCUGAAAAAACUCUCAAACCUUUGGAAUGAAAAGAGUUGCCAUGGGCAUGGCCUUUAGUGGAGAAGCAGUUGAGCUUCUAGAUCUCUGUUCAGUGUUUCUGAAUGCAAGAAGGAAGAGAAACACGAGCAAGACAUGCCAGAACUUUCUUGCAGCAAUUUUUGUUGUACCUUGUAAUAGAAUUUUCAAAUAAACUCCAAGAAUAUAAUUUUAUGGUAAUUGUAUCUUGAUUUGUACAGUUGUAUGUUUACAAUAAAGAUAAUUCUUUUUUGAUCAA
Sphaerodactylus townsendi is the source of this 2149-nucleotide messenger RNA. It is a transcript of the gene LG03H5orf15, whose product is annotated as linkage group 03 C5orf15 homolog. NCBI's taxonomy places the organism in Eukaryota, Metazoa, Chordata, Lepidosauria, Squamata, Sphaerodactylidae. The transcript has 3 exons. The record is from RefSeq and is a predicted model, not a curated record. Bases 53 to 874 code for a protein of 273 amino acids.